Drechmeria coniospora is the source of this 1509-nucleotide messenger RNA. RefSeq lists its product as uncharacterized. NCBI's taxonomy places the organism in Eukaryota, Fungi, Ascomycota, Sordariomycetes, Hypocreales, Ophiocordycipitaceae. Bases 1 to 1509 code for a protein of 502 amino acids. The transcript is spliced from 2 exons. The record is from RefSeq and is a predicted model, not a curated record. Gene Ontology annotation, molecular function: NAD+ binding.
AUGAAGCGCGGCACUGUGGGCAAGGCAGCCUCUACGCCCCCUCAUGGCAAGGGCGACGCCAACGCGCUCGACACGUUGCCCGAGAACCCGACGAUGGAAGACAUCAAAAGGGCCGAGGCCAACGUUUCGCUCGCCGACCUUGAAGCCCGGGUCAACGACGUGCGCGACGCCUGGGAGACGGACUCGCUCUUCGAGGACGUCUUCCAGGAACUCGCCAACGAGGAGAGCAACGACGGCAGCGUCACCGGCUCUGGCAGAUCGGCGGACGUGUGCUCGCCGGAAGAGUCUAGCCGGUUGCGACGGGAGCUGCGAGAGUACGGUCCGGCCGUCUUUUGCCAACGCACCGUCGAUGCCGGCCGCUACACGGCGAGGAAGCUGCUGACGGCCUUUCACAUCAAGGCUCCCCCCUUCCUCGAGGACGAGCCUGACUCCUCUUACUUCAGCCUGCUCUCCCUCGCCAUCUCCCGCGAGCUUUCCAAGAGGGCCAAGCUGUCGCGCUACAACACCGUCGCCGAUGCCGUCCAUCUCAUUAAGCGCAGCAGCAACAUCAUCGUCAUCACCGGCGCCGGCAUCUCCACCUCGCUCGGCAUCCCCGACUUUCGCUCCAAGGGUACCGGCCUCUACUCCAAGUUGGCCCAUCUCGGACUCGGUGACCCCCAGGAGGUCUUCGACAUCGAGGUCUUCAAGGAGGACCCGACCAUCUUUUACUCCGUCGCCAAGGAUAUCGUCCCCUCCACCGACCGCUACACGCCCACCCACAAGUUCAUCGCCAUGCUGCAUCAGCGCGGCAAGCUCCUGACCAACUACUCCCAGAAUAUCGACAACCUCGAGGUCAAGGCCGGCCUGCCCAAGGACAAGCUCGUCCAGUGCCACGGCUCCUUUGGCACCGCCAGCUGCGUCCAAUGCGGCUACCGGACCGAGGGCGAGACCAUAUUCCCGGACAUCAAGGCCGGCAUCAUCCCCCGGUGCCCUGCGUGCGCCCAAAAGCUGCGGCCCAACGGCCCCGGCCGCAAGCGCAAGCGCUCCGCCGGGAGUUCCUCCUCCAAGCGCCGCCGCUGGUCCGCCGACGACAGCUCCGACGACGACUCCGAAUACGACAUCCCCCAGGCUGGCGUCAUGAAGCCUGACAUUACCUUCUUUGGCGAGCCUCUCCCCGACGAGUUCUCGAACCGGCUCACGCAAAACGACCGCGACAAGGUCGAUCUCGUCGUCGUCAUAGGCACCUCGCUCAAGGUCACCCCCGUCUCCGAGAUUGUCAGCUGGCUGCCACCGCACAUCCCCCAGAUCUACCUCUCCCGCCAGCCCGUGAACCACAUCAACUUCGACAUCGACCUUCUCGGCGACUGCGACGUCAUCGUCACCGAGCUGUGCCGUCGCCUCGAGUGGCCGCUGACGCACGAAAUGGUGCCCGAGAAUCAGGAGAUCGACGUCCGGACUGAGCCUGGCUUCCCGAGCCGACACGUCUUUAAGGCUGUCGAGCCCGCCGAGACCGAGGCCAACGGCCACUGA